AUGUCUGAGACAAUAGGCAUUAUUCACAAAGUAUGUCGUAUUUCAAAACGAUUAGAUGGAAAAUUGGUUAUUGUCACUGGAUCGAAUACUGGGAUCGGUUUAGCUACAGCCGGUGAAUUAGCUCGUCGUGGUGCACAAGUCAUCAUGGCAUGUAGGAAUUUACGAAAAGCCGAAGAUGCCAAAAAACGUUUAUUGGAGAGAUAUGGAGUUGAUAAUCCUCAGAGUGUUAACAUUGAUGUAGCAUGUAGAGAGGUGAUUUCAUCAUUGAGUCCAAUCAACAGUAAUCAAUUGAUCAUUGAACAACUUGAUCUGGCUUCAUUACAAUCAAUCAGAGAAUUUGCCCGACGAAUCAUCAACACUUAUUCACAACUUCAUUUUCUCAUUAACAAUGCUGGUCUUGCAGUGAGUAAAUAUGAAGAAACCAUAGAUGAUUUUGAAAUCACUGUGGGCGUAAAUCAUUUUGGACAUUUUCUUUUGACAGAAUUAUUAUUACCUUUGAUAAAACGUUCAAUUCCUGCAAGAAUUAUCAUCGUAUCAUCCAGAGCACAUUAUAAAGGUCGUUUAAUUAAACCAGAUUUACAAAUUCCACCGAAAAAAUACGAAGAAGCCAAAGCUUAUCGUCUUUCUAAAUUAGCCAAUGUUAUGCAUGCUGUAGAAUUAAGUGAACGUUUGCAUAACAGUGGAAUUAUUGUUGCUAGUGUACAUCCAGGUAUUGUAAAAACGGAAAUUCUUCGAGAUGUCAAAGGUUUUGCAUUGAAAUGUAUGAUUACAAUGAGUAAGCCAAGGUUUGUUAAUCCAUGGAAAGGAACACAAACUACAAUGUAUGCUAUAUUAUCAGAUAAUAUUAUUUCUGGUGGUUUCUAUUCAAAUUGUUCAUUGAAAGAACCAUCAAGUACAGUGAAGAAUAAAGAGGAAAUAUUGUGGUUACGGAAUAGAACACGUGAACUCCUUAGACUUGAUAAAUUAGUGACAACUAAUGAUUAA
Schistosoma turkestanicum is the source of this 984-nucleotide messenger RNA. Lineage: Eukaryota; Metazoa; Platyhelminthes; Trematoda; Strigeidida; Schistosomatidae. The record is from the annotation of a GenBank genome assembly.